Messenger RNA from Podarcis lilfordi (Lilford's wall lizard), 14070 nucleotides. The record is from the annotation of a GenBank genome assembly. NCBI's taxonomy places the organism in Eukaryota, Metazoa, Chordata, Lepidosauria, Squamata, Lacertidae.
GCGCUCCUCCCCGCCACGGGCUGAGAAAGUUGCAAAGGCAGGAAGUGGAAGGAGGAAACAAAAGUUUGCAAACAUUCGGGGCGGAGAGGAGGGCGACGGGGACGCGUCCUCUGCAGCGCCAGGAAAAAACACCCCGAAAAACAAGAAACCCCGGGGAGGAGUCGGCGGAACGGGGCGCCACGAGGCCCGAGGCCGCGGCGAUGGGCCACCAGCAGCGCUGACUUGGCAAAGGGGCCGGGGAUGGAGGCGUAGAGGUCAAAGCUGGGGAGGGAAAGGCGCGAGAAAGUGAAAGCGGCCGGCUUCCCUCGCAGAUUCGGGGGAGUCUUUUCUUUUGGGGGGGCUUAUCUCCUCUCCACCAUCCCCAAGGAAGGAUCCACCGACCAGCCUUGAGAUCUGGCUUCCUCCUCCGGGGCCACGACGCGUGGGAACCCAAGAGGCGCCGGAGAGGACGGGGAAUCGGGCGGAGGGGGCGAUGGGGCCCCCCAAGAUGCCGACGCCUUCGGGGCUCGCCCGGGGCUUCCUCCUGGCGCUCCUCCUGGGUAAGAGAGAGGGGCGCGUGGGGCGCGGGGUCGGCUUGCCUUUGGGGGCACAAGCGCCUCUUUUCAUAGGGUGCCCAGUUGAUGGAAUGAUGGCGAGGGGUGAGGGCUCAGUCUGUGCCCCCUCCCCAAGAUAUGCCAGGGCUCCGGUUCCCAUCAGUUCCGACCAGCAUAUCCAGUGGUCAGAGAUGAUGGCAGUUGUGGUCCAGCAAAGCCUGGCGGGUCAAAGGUCGUCCUUUGCAGCACCCCACAUUUUGGGUGGCUAGGAGUGGGGCAGGGGUGGGGGCAGAGAUCUGCCCAUUCAAAGGCACACCUGUAGAGUUUGGUCUCUAAACCUAAGCUAAGUGUGGUGAUGGCCAAUCCACUGGUGUGGACAUUAACCCCAGGUCUGAAAAAAAAGGGGUCAGCGCAGUCCUUUUUGCAGUUAUGGGUCACUGGACCUUUGUUGCACCUGGGAGUCCUUUUCUCCCAGGAGACCUGGUAUCAGCCCAGGUGAGGAGGAAGCUACCUUGAUGGAUGGGAUACAGGGAGCCUUGCGAUGACUGGAGCGAGUUUAAGCAUUUUCCUUGCAUUCAUUCCGGUGUAUACCUGAUGGAGGAAACCUGAGACUCUGGAGUUCGGCCUAAUAGCCUUCCUGCCCGGCUUCCCAACCUGGUGCCUCUAGUUGUUUUGAACUUCACUCUCUAAAACAUAUGGGGAGCAGAAUCUGCUCUGAGUCAUGCGCCAGGUCAAACCUGCUCUGAAUCUCCUGCUUCCUGCAGGCAACCUGUCAAAGGCCUUGUUUUCCUCUCUGGUAGUCUGAUUCUCCAAUCUGAGAGAAGUCUGACAUCAAAAUAUGUCAGUGUUCUGAAAACUCUGGAAGACACACUAUGGUCUUGCGGGACACUCUGCUGCUGACCUCAGAGUCACAGUAGUCCAGGAAUAUAUAUAUAUAUAUAUAUAUAUAUAUAUAUAUAUAUAUUGCAAAGGGUUGCUCUCUUCUUAUCUUGUUUUUGACAGGCUAUUCACCUUUCUGUUUAUAAGGGGUUUUGUGUAUUUAGUUCAUAGAAUUUAUAGACUGUUUUAUAUAGCAACAACAACAAACCAGCCUCAAAGCAGUUUACAAAAAGAAGUUAUCAGUCUUUAAAAAAAGAAGAUAAAAACAAGUAUUGCAUAGAAUAAAUAGAGUUGGAAGAGACCCGCUCCAGGGUCAUCUAAUCCAACACCCUGCAAUGCAGGAACCUCAAGUAAAACAUUUAGAGAUAAUUAAAAUCAAUUAUCAGCUACAAACCACAUUAAAAUACAUGUCAGUGUUCUUCUGCCUGUCAGGAUAGGCUUGCCUAAACAAAAUUAUUUUAGCAGGCGUAUAGCAAGAGUAUAGCAAAGGUGCUUGUCUGGUAUCAAUGGGCAGGGAGUUGUUAUUAUUACUAUUUUAUUUUAUUUAUUUAUUGAAUUUAUAUACUGCGCUAUGCUUGGGGAUCUCAGGGCUGUUCACAGAAUAAAAUCAAGAUAUAAAACCACAAAAUACCUAAUAAAAAUAAAAGUAGCCCCCCCCAAAAAAAACACAUUUUAAAAGGGCAUAGGAUGUAAAUCGCAUCAACCAAAGGCCUGGUUAAAAAGGAACAUUUUUGCCUGGCACCUAAAGAUGUAUAUUGAAAGCGUCAGGCGAACUUCUCUGGGGAGAGCAUCCCACAAACAGGGAGCCACUGCAGAGAAGGCCCCGUUCUCGUGUUGCCACCCUCCAGACCUCUUGAGGAGGAGACACACAAAGAAGGGCCUCAGAAGAUGAUCCCAGGUUCAUAUGAAAAGAGGCAAUCCUUGAGGUAUUGCGGUCCUGAGCCGUUCCAAAGUGUGGCUAUUGCCACACUAUAAUACUGAUUUCUUUCCAAUGUGGAACAGACAAUAUGUGGCACCUAUAACAGUUCCCCAGACUGAAGUGGCCAAGUGGACAUAUAAAGAAAUAAAACCCCUUGUAAACAUAUUGCAUAUGUUAUUCCCAAGCUGCUGAGGGCUUUAUAUACGAAGAGUAGCCACAUGGCUGGGUAGCAAAUUGGCAACCGUUGCAAAGGUGUUCUAUGCUGGCAAGGUAUUGUUUGUUGUUGUUGCCACGCAUGAGUAUUUAUCUACCAGCUGAACUCUGGCAAAGUGCACUCCAACCUAAUGGAGGCUUAGGCCACAAUGAAUGUGCUCCUUCAACAUACCAGGAAGUCCUUCGUUUGUGUGUUUUUCAGAUAAGCAGACUUAACACAGACAGCCUGUCUGAAAUUUGACUUUCUCUUUCCUUUCUAUUCCCUAGGUGGGUUUCAGCCCACUGAGAGCAACUCCUCCCGCAUGGGUGAGUUGGGGGGUAGAGGUGGGGGCACAAGGCAUGGGGCAGAGAGGGAAGGUGGGUGCGGAGGAGGGGGGUAUUGUUUAUAUUUGAAGGUCCAGAAAAGAGUAACAAAAAUUGUCAAGGGGGUGGAGCGAUUCCUAUGAGGAAAGGAAUUUGAGACUUAGUGAGUGAGGGGAGACGUGAUAGAAAAUUUAUAAAAUUAUGCAUGUCCUGGAGAAAAGGAGAUGGAGAAACGUUUUUUCCCCCCUCUCAUAACUUUUCAUUUUCAUUUCAUUUUUAAUUUGUAUAAUUCCUUUCUAUAUUACGAUACCCAAGGCGGUUCACAGUAACAAAAUACGCAGCAAACAGCACACGCCUUAUAAUAAUCUGAUCCAAUACAAAAAGUCGUAAUAAGGCAUAACUUUCAAAUGGAAUGACUUAUAUCAGAUAAAGUCAUGCUGAAUUGUCUGUUGGUCAUAGUACACAAUAAAACCAACUCUCAAAACAUCAGCAAAUCAUUGUUAAACAAGAGAUUCACCCUUAACAAUUGCAAUAAAUAACUACUGAACUACAAUCAAUAAACAUAACUGCAAGUCGCAAUGCAUAACGUGUGCACCACAGUGUGUACAAAACCAUGUAAAAAGGUUCAAAUUGGGAAACAGACACAUGACUUUUAAAACUACCGUAUUUUUUGCUCUAUAAGACUCACUUUUUCCCUCCUAAAAAGUAAGGGGAAAUGUGUGUGCGUAUUAUGGAGCGAAUGCAGGCUGCACAGCUAUCCCAGAAGCCAGAACAGCAAAAGGGAUUGCUGCUUUCACUGUACAGCGAUCCCUCUUGCUGUUCUGGCUUCUGAGAUUCAGAAUAUUUUUUUUGUUGUUGUUUUCCUCCUCCAAAAACUAGGUGCGUCUUGUGGUCUGGUGUGUCUUAUAGAGCGAAAAAUACGCUAUUUCCCCCCCUUAAACUCCUCCUCAGGAGAACUCACAGACAUCCAACAAAACUGAAUGUUGGAAGAUAUCGGACAGAUAAAAUGAAGCAAUUCUUCAAACAGUGCAUGAUUAAACUAUGGGAUUUGUGCCCACAGGAGGCAGCAAUGACCAUCUUGUGUGGCUUUAAAAAGGGAUUAGGCACAAGAAGGUCUAUCAGUAGCUGCUAGCCGUAAUGGCUGUUCUUUGCCUCUGUGGUUAUAGGCAGUAAUGCUUCUGAACGCCAGUUGCUAGAAACCUCAGGAGGAGAAAAUGCUCUUGUGUUCGAAUCCUGCUUGUGGAUUUCCCACAAAAGGAUGCUGGACCAGAUAGGCCAUUGCAGGCUCGUAUUGCGGCCUAGUUUUACUUUUAUGCAGCCGCCUAAACAGUUAGUUUGCUAGAAAUAAGAUUCCUGUGGCCCUCCAGACUUUGUGGAACUCCAGCUCCCCUCAGCCACAGCCAGCAUGGCUCCUGGUCAGGGAUGAGGAAAAUUACAGUCCAUCAGUAUUUGGGGUGUCACACAUUCACCACCCCUGAGGGAAAGGCAAGGGUAGCCAACAGCCAAUACAGCACUUGUAAGGGGUGAUGAAAGUUGCUGUCCAAAAAUAGCUGGCUAUCUCCGCAUUGGGUUUGGAGAACCAGGAUGCCAUGACAAAGGCUCAGAAGGAGAAGGAAAGGACUGAGGAUGGCACUGAGCAGAGUGGGGUGGUGGUAGCCAUUUCAGGGAUAAGUGACAGCAAGGGAGAGACUCCUGAAAUGACCAUGGAGACUAUGGUGCCUAGAAAGAUCUUGAUACCUCGGUUUUUGAACAUAAUCCGCUCCAGAAGACCAUUUGACUUUCAAAACGUUCGCAAACCAAAGCACGCCAUUUUCGGAAGCAUUUGCUUCUUGGAAACUCAGUACAGAAACCGUUUUGUGGCACAUUUGGCUUCUGAAAAGCGUUCGAAAACUGAAGCAGUUGUUUCCGGGUUUUUGGCGUUCAGGAGCCGAAACAUUUGGCUUCCGAGAUGUUCGAAAACCGAGGUACCACUGUAUUAUGAAGGGGAACUAUAAAAGAAAGUCAGGAGGAGCUGGGAGUAUGGAGAAGGGGCUCAACGUUGCUUCAUUGACCUUCUCCUUCCUCCCACAGCUGUCUGUCAAGGCUACCCUGACGUCCGGAGGGAGCCGCAAGGCCAGAUCCGUAGCCCUUCUUCCCAAGGGACGACAUACAGCAGUUGUAGCUGGGUCAUUCUGGCCGACCCUGAGGAGAUCAUCAGUAUCAGGUGAGAAGGGAGCACUUUUAGUUGGGCCCGGAAACCAACCUCACAUGAGCGCAUCCUUCAGAUUUCCUGGGGAGCAACACAUAGAAGCAAAAGUUGGCAUGCAUACUUGAUCUCUCUUGAUCUCUUUCCCUUUUCCUUCCACAGGUUCCAGCGCUUUCAUCUCUCCUGUACCUCGGAGAUGCUGAUCAUCCAGUCAGCCUCGCUCCCUUCAUCCCCUUGGAAAAUCUGUGGCUACCACACUCCUGAGCCCCUCCGGAUAAAGGGAGGCAACGUGACCCUGAGUUACAACUGGAAGUUCAUGACAGGAGAUGGGUUUCAGCUGAAAUAUGAGAGAGGUACGGCAGAGUCCACAGCCCUGGUGCAUUAUGGGAAGAAAACGGAAGCUUCUCUCCUCAUCAAUUUCCCUCCCUGAUUAUUGUUUCCAAUUAUCCAUCUCCUUCUACACACACGCAUGUAUACAUGGACCUCCUAUCCCUGCGUUUCGUGGGUGGGGUGCUAUUUUUCAUCUAAAGUGUGGGUCUCCCUUCUUUCUUAUUUAAAAAACAACCACCACAAACUGAUUUGCGAAUGAGGAAAGAAAACCGCAAGGCUGAAAAAAUCAGAAGUGAGAGAAAUCAGAACUGAAGGGCUCCCCCAUCCCUGCCGUUUCCGAGCACAAUUCAACUGUUGGUGCUGACCUUUAAAGCCCUAAACUGCCUCCAAGGCCCAGUAUACCUGAAGGAGCGUCUCCACCCCCAUCGUUCAGCCCAGACACCGAGGGCCUUCUGGCGGUUCCCUCACUGCGAGAAGUGCAGCUACAGGGAACCGGGCAGAGGGCCUUCUCGGUGGUGGCAGCCACCUUGUGCAACUCCCUCCCAUCAGAUGUCAAGGAAAUAAGCGGCUAUCUGACUUUUAGAAGACAUCUGAAGGCAGCCCUGUUUAGGGAAGUUUUUAAUGUUGGAUGCUUCAUUGUGUUUUUUAUAUUCUGUUGGGAGCCACCCAGAGUGGCUGGGGAAACCCAGCCAGAUGGGCGGGGUAUAAAUAUGUUGUUGUGGGGGUUACCACCAACACACAUCUCCAAAGCUGAUGGAAUACUAAUCUGUAUAUUAUUGGCCCUGCCCAUCCCAUGCCUCUUUUGGUUUCCUAUCAGUCCCUCUGACAGCUUCAUUCUGUGUUUUCCACACCCUUUCCCUCACUCUCUUUCUCUGCUCCAGAAGCCAGCAGGCCACCCGUCUUCCCUUGCAACCUCACCCUGGACAACUUCUACGGGAUCUUUUUCUCGCCUGGCUUCGCUUCUGACUCCUACCUGGGCGCCGCGCAUUGCCAGUGGGCCCUCAACGCCCACGACAGCCGGCCUCUGAGCAUCCGCUUCACGGCCCUCAGCCUGGGCGUCGGGGACUCCCUGAGGGUGUACGAGGGGGCGCCCGGAUCCGCGCCGCGCCCCCGCUUGCUGCGCAACCUCGACUACACCAGCAACAAGAAAGUGGUCGCCGUGGACUCGCCUUCCAGCCGUGCGUGGGUGUCCUACGAGGCGGCGCCGGGAACAUCAGGCCGCGGCUUCAACGCCACCUACCACGUGCGGGGCUUCUGCGUCCCGUGGGAUUUCCCCUGCGGCGGAGGCGACGGCGAGGGGGCCACUUGCUACAGCGCCGCCGAGCGCUGCGACGGGUUCUGGGACUGCGCCAGCGGCGCCGAUGAGGACGGCUGCAAAGGCUGCCCGGUGGGGCAGUACCCCUGCGGGGGUCGUGGGAUCGGCGAGGCCGGCUGCUACGGGCCGGCCGACCGCUGCAACUACCAGACUUUCUGCGCCGACGCUGCGGACGAGCGCCAUUGCUACUCGUGCCAGCCGGGCAACUUCCGGUGCCGGGACGGGCGCUGCAUCUACGAGAGCUGGGUGUGCGACGGGCAGGCGGACUGCAUUGAUGCCUCCGACGAGGCGGACUGCUCCUAUGUCCUCCCGCGGAAAGUGGUGACGGCGGCCGUCAUCGGCAGCCUGGUGUGCGGCCUUCUCUUGGUGAUUGCGCUGGGCUGCACCUGCCGACUGUAUGCCCUCCGCAGCCACGAGUUUGGGUGAGAGGAGCAGCCGGGGAGUGAGGGGCAAGGCUGGGGCUUAGGGAAUGUGCACAUGAGAUAUCAAAAAUGCGGAGAGCGAUGGAAACUGGGGGGGCAGGACUGGGAAGGCGGGUGGGAAGUAUAGGAAUGGAGCCAUACAGAGAGGGAAGACAGAUGUCCUCAGGAAGUACUGUGCAGUGAUCAUGGUACCCUGGUGUAUAGAAAUCUGCUUUAUUUGCUUAAAUACCCUCCUCUUCAGCCAAGGGUGGAUUUAAUUUAAAUCAAAUCGAUCUAAAUUACUAGUCAGUAAGACUUGAUUUAAAUCAUUUUUUACAGAAAGACUCAUUCUUGCUGGUAUAAUCUUAAUAUUUACAUGCAGAUGAAAGUUUCAUUUUUUGAACAAUAAGUUUUCAGAGUUAUUUUUACAGUUAUAUCAAAAAUUACAGAUAUGGUUAUACUAUUAGAAAUACAUGGACAGAUGAUUAUGAAAUUAUUGUGAGGUUUAAUAAGUUAACUGUUUAUAUUGGUACAACUUUUCUGCUGUACUUGAUUGGAAGGAGAAAAAUAAUAAUUUCCUUAAUAAUAAUUUAAACAAUUUAUUUAACUAAAACAAUAACAUUAUAGCAUAUGUAUCCAUGUUUGUUAACUGAUGUGGUUAAACAAUUUUUUCAUGUGUGGUAACACUCAGUCUGAGUGUUACCACACAUGAAAAACUUAAAACAAAUCCUUAUUUCCAGAUGAAUAGCAUUUAGGCUAUAGUGUAAAUACCCUCACAAAGCGUUUUAUUUUAAAAAUCUGAAUUUUUUAUUUUUUAAAAUCCUUGAUUUUUAUCCACCCUGCUUCAGCCAGAAGUAGGCUCCUAGAGCAGCUUACAAAUGUCCAUGAUAAGACAGUGCCUGCCCUCAGGCUUACAGUCCAAAAGGUAUAACAUGAAAGGAAGAAAGGAUCCGGAGGGAAAAAGCAAAGUCUGUCUUAAAUGCCAGAGCUUUUGUAACAGCCUGCUGGAUGGUUCAAGGAAAGCUGCUGGCUUUUCUCAGUAGAGGUGAUAGCAAGAUCCUGCCAUCUUAUCCCUCUGUUCCUGUAGCCUGAUGGGAUGGCUGCUGUGGGCGGCAGCUGAGAGAGGAGCCCGAUGGACAUGGUAAACCAGUGGCCUAGCCGCUGUGGGUGCAGCUAUUGCCUAAUAAUAAUAAUAAUAAUAAUUUAUUUAUACCCCACCCAUUUGGCUGGGUUUCCCCAGCCACUCUGGACAGCUUCCAACUGAAUAUUAAAAACAAUACAGCGUCAAACAUUUAAAACUUCCCUAAACAGGGCCGCCUUCAGUUGUCUUUUAAAAGUAAAAUAGUUGUUCAUUGCCUUGACAUCUUCUGAGAGGGCGUUCCACAGGGCAGGCGCCACUACCGAGAAGGCCCUCUGCCUGGGUCCCUGUAAAGAAUGUUGCCGUUUUAACAGGAGAUAUUGUAGAGCUGGAAAAUGUGGGCGAUGAAAAUUAACUCGGGAGCAUCCAACGAAACUGGAUGUUGGAAGAUUCGGGACAGACAAAAUAAAGCGCUUCUUCUCACAGCACAUAGUUAAAACUAUGGAAUCUGUUCCUAUGAGAAGCAGUGAGGACCCCCAACUUGGACAGCUUUAAAAGAGGAUCGGACGAAUUUGUGGAGGAUAACGCUAUCAGUGGCUGCUGGCCACAGGGGCUAUGCUCCACCUGCAUGGCCGGAGGCAGUGGGAACUACGUUGCACCCUGUUCCUUUUUGUGGACAUUGGGUUGGCCACUUGUAGGAACAGGAUGUUGGGCUGGACAGCCCCCAGCCAGAUCAGCAGGGCGCAUCGUCUGUUCUUAUGACGUGAAAGGAAGUUGAAGUUAGAAACUUCCACUCAGACAGAGAGAGGGAGAGUUGAGGAGGGAUAAGAAAAGAAUGUUAUUGAGGGAUGGAGAGGGAUGAUGGGUUCAGCUCUCGUCUCACACUUUGUGUCGUCUCUUUCUCCCCACAGUAUCUUAUCCCCCUUGUCGCGGAUGGAGGCCCGGCUGGUGCAACGGCAGGCGCCGCCUUCCUACGGGCAACUCAUUGCUCGCGGCGUCAUCCCCCCCGUGGAAGGCUUCCCCACGGAGCACCCUCAUCAGGUCAGCAAAUUCCUAACAUUUGUAGAACCUGAGGUAUGAGGCAAAAUGUACAGGCCCCACUCUCUUCGUUUUUGUGUGUGUGAGAAACGCUCCCCAAAGCCUUUUGUUUGUCCACUCUACCAGAAAGAUUCCUAUGAGUGCCCCAUGUCUUGACUCCCCAUGUCUCCCCACGUAGCCGGGCAAGAUUGAAAUUGUCUCUGAGGUCUAAGAUGUUACAUUAUUCUGGGUACUUGGCUGCCACUGGGAUUGCAAACUGCACAGAUGCCUCUCUGUAAGCUCCAUUGCUUGUACGAUGGGAUAUCCAUAUGGCUCGGGCCAAUUAUAACCACAGCUGGGAAAUGGCCCUCAUAUUAAGAUGCAAUUCAUUCUUAGAAAGCCGUGUCUUUAAGGCAGAAGUCUGGGGACUCUGAGCCGGGAGUUUUGAGGAGCAAUAGGCAACAAGAGCACUCGGGCGAGGCUGUGUCAAGUAGCUCUCGCCAUAUUGAGGGCCUGCAAUGAACAUCAGUAUUGCAGCCUCCCAUAUCACUCAGUUCUGAAGAGGGCUCUGAAAACUCUGGGACCACCGCAAGCGAAGAUGCGAAGAUCUGAAUAAUAGGUGUGCCCAGCAAAGGAACUGUAGGGCAUGCAUCUGUAGAAAGAGAGCGUAAAUACCUUACUGGAGUCUUCCCAACAUAUUGGCCAUCUCAGGCCCUAUGAUUGGCAGGGGAGGCCUUUUUAAUGUUACCACCUCUGGCUGCUGCCUGGAUAGCGUUGACCCAUGACAGGGACUUUUGGGUGGUGGCUCUGCAUUUGUGUGAUGCACUCAUUGGUGGGGUGCACCUGUCUCCCUCAUUAUUGGCUUUCAGGAUAAAUUUUUAUAACAUCCCUGUUUACCCAGGCAUUUGACUGAUGAUGGCUACUGAAAAUGUUGAAAUUAGUAACUGUGAGGGAAUGCAAUUGUUUUUAGUGUCUUCCAGAUUUGCAUUUUUGAUGUUUCAAAAACCUUUUCUAGUUUACAUUGUACUGCUUUGACAUGUUUGCCACACUGGGCUUUGGGGAGUGGGACGGGCAGGUUGCAAAGGUAAUAAAUUAAUGAAUGGGUAAAUAUGCCCUCCCUGGAUUCCUUGAGGGACUCUCCCUGCCAGGUAAACACACUUGUGUUUGGUUUUCGGUCUGUCCUAAUUCCUCACCACCCUUCCCUCUGCUCUUUCAUUUCAGAAUUCAGUGCUGGGGAACUUGAGGUCUCUGCUGCAUAUGUUCCGCCACGACACAGCCGCCGCCACUGCCACUGGUGGGAACCGCCGCCCGCAUCGCAGCCGCUUCCUGCGCCGCUUGGCGAGGCGCAUGAGGCGGUUGGGACUGCUGCCUCGGUCUGCCCCAACCACCUCCACUUCUGCCGCUGCUGCUGCCACCACCACCACCACCACCACCUCUUCGUCACACUCCACUCCGGAUACCUUGCCUGAGCCACUACCUGGAGAGGAAAACACAACUUCCGGCCAGCUGGAAGAGCAAGCCCCGCCUCUUCCCCAGAAGGCCCCGCCCCCGCCUGCUGAGCCUGCGCCAGAGCCCCAGGCCCCGCCCCCUCCCACCCCACGGUUCUCGGGGAUGAUGCGCUCUAUCCGCGUACGGCUGUUCUCCCCUGUGCUGCCGUGCUCUGUGGAGGCAGGCAAUCCCCUCAGUGCCCCUCCGUCCCCUGAAGACGAGGAUGAUGUACUUCUGGUGUCCCUCACCGUCCCCGACUCUGAGAGCGGAAGUGCGUCUGCCGACUGGGCUGCGGACGACGAGCCCCUUCUGACCUGAGCGGCCUUCUGCAGCAGCAUCCGGACUCUCUUACCCAAAUACUGGACGUUGCCUUUUAAGAACAGCACACAGGGUUACUUAUGCACAACAGCAGAAGCAGAAAUUUUUUCAGCUCUCUCCCACUUACCACCUCUCCCCCACAACCCACCAGCAAUCCCUUCCCUUCCCGCUUCCCUAAAGGUAUAUUUUGUGGUGUAUGGGAAAGGAUGGCAGUGUAUGGCAGUUAAAAAAAAAAAAAAGAAAGUUCUUAAAGGUUAUUUUCCACGCUUGGCGUUUGAGCAAGAGAAUAGGGGCCACCGCGACACCUCUCUUUCCUCAGUCACUUUGAGGAUUCAAAUACCAGCUCAGUGGAACAGGGGAGCGAUGCUUGCGUGCCACGUAAAUUGGGGUUCUUUAAAGGGGAGAGAUUCUGAUCUGGUAUACCGUCGCUGUUUCUAGUUCUGCGCAACGAGACGAGAGAAAACAAAUCCCUAGGGGCCACCCAGUUAUCUUGACACCUCCAUCUUCUGAGAGCUGCCUGCCGCGGGUUUUGUUUCAGUCGGUGCUGAAAUCGCGGCUUGUGUGGAAGAAGUGAUAGGAGUACAUGCACUUGACAUUUUAAGAAAUGUUCUUGGAAAGUGAGGAGGAGGAGGAGGAAAUGAAAUAUGCUUCUGCAGGGAGAAGCUCAGAUAUGUCUGCCUGAAGGAAGGAGAGUUAUGUAGUAGUCAGAAGUAACCCUUACAGGCACUGUAACCCUUAAAAGCAGUGACUAAAUUGGCGGGACCCCAAUCCUAAUUUUGCAAUGCCACAGCAGAGAGGAAAAAUUCAUGUGAUUUGAGUGGACUAGAAAAUUAUUAUUGUGGAGUUGUGGAAAGAUUAAAAGAAGGAGGAAAGGCUGAAGUCAGUAACUCAGCUUAAAUUCUUCUGCAGUAGUUGCAAAACAACAUUUUGACCGUGCACUCCCUGUGUAUGUUUACUCAGGAGUAAAUCCCAAAUUUGUUCAAAUGGACUUACUCCCCAGUAUAGAGAUAGAAUUGCAGCCUUAGGGAAAGAAAAGGAUGGACAAUGUUUUCUUCCUUUUAUUGAUUAAAUGUUUUGUAAGUAAGCUAUUUUUUGAAAAAACACAGAAAAUGAAAGAAGUUAAAUUUUGCACAUGGAAUAUCUGAACAGCUUUAAAUAAGGAAAAUUUGUAUGAAGGAUUUAUUUUUUUAAAGAAAACGCUCCUUGAGAGCAGUGAUCAGUUAAGAUUUUUAGUCGUGAUCAUUGCAGAUUAUUUCUUUCGCAGUGACCAAAAGCACAGAAAACGAUGCAUGGAUCCAAAGGCCCAAUAAAUUAACAUAACUUGGUAUAAAUGAUGAUUGAAAAAUAGAUUUUAAAAGGUAAAGGUUAUCUCUGGCUAUUUAAUAUAAAGAGUCCUAUUUUUAAAAGAUGAAGCUAAGGCUUCAUUCAAGCCAGUCAGAGCAUGAAGAGAUGUUGUUCUAAACACGACGUUAGAACAGUUAACAACUCUUAAUUCUAACUGAUUUUUUUUUUUAAGGCAGUGGCUCAUUCUUAAGCAUCUUUCUUAGACAGGUGUUUUAAAAGGAGCAUAAAAGGGUAAUAUCUGCAUUGAGUCUUUGCCCAGAUCUUUGUAUGUCUAUUUUUUAAAAUAAUAAUAAUAAUUUAACUGACAAUAUUCGAAAAACAGUUUCAAAAGAACGUUGUGGGUGACUUCCAAUGUUAUCUCCCCAUUUGUGCAACAGAGAUCAGCUUUGCGCAAGGAGGUUUCUGGUUUCUCCUCUGCUGCCUCCAGAUCUUCUUCAGAGGGUCCCCUUGCCUUCUGGAGCAUAAUUUGAGGGCUUCAGGAGGGGCUGAAGGGGCAAGAGAGGAAGGAGAGCCCACAUCUCAGAAGUGGAAUUUCUCUCACACUGUUGCCUCUUGCCCAUUAGGUGUGAAUUGGAGCUGGGGAACCCCUGAGCCUCCAAAUAUUGUUGGACUCCAACUCCCAGCACCCAACUAUCGUGGACAGAAGUUGGCACUCAUGGGAGUUGUAGUCCAGCGGCGUCGGAGGAAUCGCAGGUUCCUUAUCCCCUACCACAGGGUGUGUGGUGGCCAUGCUUCUGAAAACCAGUAGCAAGGCUAAGCUAUGUCUGCAUAAAGCUUUAUAGAGGUGAAAGAAAACAGUUUUUCCUUGUUGUUUUUCAACUGACACGAUUCUCUGUCUGGAGAUUCGUUUUGGCAAUAACAGGCUCAGAUGCAAUGACUGUGAUGGAUUCUUCUUCUUCUUCUUCUUCUGUUGUUGAUCCAGCUGUUGAUACGCAAACAGGGGGGUGAGGUGGGAGCCCCACCAGAUUAGAAAGUCUGCAGAACAUUCCAAAUCAAAACGAUACACUGCAAUCCUGUCAGGUAAAGAAACCUCCUAACAGGAUUUCGCUAAACCGGUGCCUUCUUAAUCGCACAAUCUAUGGGCGCUCCACGUGACUCAGACGAAGCAAACCAGGGCAGAGGUGGGGGGCCUCUGCAGUUGGCAGCUAUUAUUGUACCUCUCCUGGCACACCUGGGCCUUGAACGCCUUCCCCAGCAAGGAUGGGAAGUGGGGCUGCGACUCCCAUCAUCCCUAAGCCAGCACAGUCAGUACACAGGGAUUAUGGGAGCUUCAACCUCUGGAAGGCCACAAAUUCCCUGUCUCCCCCCUUUAAAAAAAAGAGUUAGGUGAGAUGUUCAAGCCCCAUUGAAAUGGACCCACGGUGCAUUGGUUCCCCUGGCUUUGUUAGCUGCUGGCACAAGUAUGUAUGCGUGUGAGAUAUAUAGAUAUAUAUAUACAUAUAUAAAUUAUAUAUAAUUUAUUCUUAUUUGCUGACAAGAGAUGCUUCUCAGAGAAAUCAGUGGCGACAUUUAAUGGAAGCCAGGAGUUCAUGUUUUACUGCUGUCUUGUUCUGUUCUCUCCCCCAUCUGGGUAGGUGUGUGUGGAUAACUGACAACGUCGAGUUCUAGAUGAGCAAAUAUUUGCACUGUGUAUUUUAGUCCGUUGAGCUGUGACCACUAACUGGGGCCGCGCUGUUUUGUUAUUUCACCUUCUGUUGCCUUUUCGAGUUUUUUGCUAAGAAUUAAAAAGAGAGAUUUUGAACUGUAA